AUGUCAAGUAGAGGAUUAUUCUAUACUUGGACUUAUUGUCGUACAGAGGAUCCCAUCCUCAAUAAACUGGAUCGAGCAAUUAUCAACGACCAGUGGUUAUCUUCAUUUCCGGAUUCAUUGGCUCGUUUUGAUCCACCGGGAGAUUCCGAUCACUCCCCUUGUUUGGUGUCCCUUGAUGGUGUGGAGAAUGGAUCCAAAAGAAGCUUCAAAUAUUUUACGCACCCUCGUUUCAGGCAGGAAAUCUCGGAAGCUUGCAAUGCUUCGACUCUUGUGGGUUCAGCGAUGUUUACUCUGAGUUCAAGGAUGAGUGCUGCUAAACUCUGUUGUCGCCGUUUAAACAAAGAGGGUUUUGGUGAUAUCAGUAGAGAGCUACGGAAGCCUUGGCAAACUUGGAAUCGAUUCAAAGGGUUCUCCUCUCCCAACCAUCCGAUCUAUUAUUCUGGCAGGAACAUGUGGGCAGAAACAAAUGGAUCUUCUUCUCUAAUGCUGAGCGGGUCUUCUUCAAGUCCAAAUCAAGGAUUAGAUGGUACGAAGAUGGAGAUGCUAAUACGGCCUUCUUUCAUAGAGUGGUCAAGUCCAAUCUCAGCCGCAAAUCAAUUCGUCAUAUCAGGGAUCAGAAUGAUUUCUGGGGUUUUGCCUUUGUCUGUGAGCAAAAUUAGGGAGCUCCUUCCCUUCAGAUACCCUCCUGAUAUCUCCACUGCUUUGGUCAGCAUUCCGACGGACGUGGAGAUAACUAACGUUGUGUUUCACCUGCCUAAAAAUAAAGCUCCCGGUCCUGACGGCCUCUCAAUGGAGUUUUUCCUCGACUCUUGGGAUUUGGUGGGAGCAGACCUGAUUAAACCGGUGAAGGAAUUCUUUAAUUCUGGAUCCCUCCUAAGGAAUUUUAAUGCUACUGCUAUUAUUCUCAUCCCCAAGAUUCAAGUGGCGGAUCAGUUAUCUCAGUUCAGGCCCAUCUCUUGUUGCUCAACGGUUUAUAAGGUCAUUAACAGGUUCCUUACUAACCGUCUCAAGCUUUUUGUGUCUUUGGCGGUUCAGAGGAAUCAGAUAGGGUUAUUUAAAGGUCGUUAUCUAUGCGAGAACGUCCUGUUGGCUUUCGAGCUUGUGACAUACUUUCAUAAAGUGGGAACUACCUCAAGAGGCUAUCUGCAAAUAAACAUCUCAAAGGCUUAUGAUAAUCUGAACUGGGAGUUCCUCUUCAAUGUCUUAACUGCUCUAGAUCUCCCUAACAUUUUCGUGAACUGGAUUAAAGAGUGUGUUACCACAGCUUCUUAUAGCAUUGCUGUCAACGGAGAGUUGGUCGGCUAUUUCCCAGGCAAGAAGGGGCUUAGGCAGGGAGAUUCAAUGUCUUCUCAGAUGUUUGUUCUUGCUAUGGAUGUAUUAUUAGAUUUAGGGGCUAUUAAGCAAUCAUUCAUGCCCCAUCCUCAGUGUUUUGCUCUGUUGAUUACGCACUUAAGCUUCGCAGAUGAUGUAUUAAUAUUCUUUGAUGGUACAUCGGAUUUGCUGGAAGGUAUCCUCUCGAUUUUGGAUGAGUUCAGGUCUGUCUCUGGUCUGGGAAUUAGCAGACAGAAAUCAGUGGUGUUUAUUGAUGGUGGGAGCCUCCAGCGUUGUAAGGAUUUGGCUGAUCCAGUUGGUUUGCAAUACGGCUCCUUACCUGUCUGUUACUUAGGAGUUCCUCUAUCAACCCAAAAACUGAAGAAACAGGAUUACCAGCCUCUUCUCGACAGGAUCAGGAAUUGUGUUUGCUGGAUCUUGAGCGUUUAUGCAGCGGAUUCUUAUGGAAGUGAUGAGGGCAUAGAACCACAAGCUCCACCUAUACCAGCCAUGAGACAAGGACCAAGAACAAGAUCCGGAACUAGAGUCUUGAGAGAAGAGUUUAAUCAAGCUAUUGAAGCCUUACUUAGCAUCCACGAGCAAGAAGACUCUUUGUACCCAAGCUUUAAGGUCACGGUCCAAGAAAGAAGCCUGGAAGAGCCUAAUAAAGGAGAAGCCUAUCUCAUACAAGACGGCCCAACAGCUGAAUUACCACUUCUCCGACCCAACAAAGAAGUGUCCUUAUUCAGCAUCAGCAUCACGCCAACUUAA
This is a messenger RNA of Eutrema salsugineum, 2082 nucleotides long. RefSeq lists its product as uncharacterized. The transcript has 3 exons. Lineage: Eukaryota; Viridiplantae; Streptophyta; Magnoliopsida; Brassicales; Brassicaceae. Bases 1 to 2082 code for a protein of 693 amino acids. The record is from RefSeq and is a predicted model, not a curated record.